GAGAGAGAGAGAGAGAGAUCGCUCAGUAAAUGAAAGCAGUGUGUCAGUACUCUCACAUUCAUCUGCAUGGCUGCCACAGAAGUAAACACAUAUCCAUCCGCCAACGUGCAUGGCGAGGUAACUGGACAAACUGGUAACAGCGGUGAAGCCGCCCAUACGGAGACUGAGGAGAUGCGGAGUCUGUCUCUGAGUGGUCAUGUGGGUUUCGACAGUCUCCCGGAUCAACUGGUCAGUAAAUCAGUCAGUCAAGGAUUCAGCUUCAACAUUCUCUGCGUAGGAGAAACCGGGAUAGGCAAAUCCACAUUAAUGAACACACUCUUCAACACAACAUUUGAGAAUGAAGAGGCCAGUCAUUUCCACAACGGUGUGCAUUUACGGCCCAGAACCUACAGCCUGCAGGAGAGCAAUGUGGACCUGCAGCUCACCAUUGUGGACACUGUGGGAUUCGGAGACCAGGUUAAUAAAGAAGAAAGUUAUAAGCCUAUCGUGGACUACAUUGAUGCCCAGUUUGAGAACUUCCUUGAGGAAGAGCUUAAAAUCAAACGUUCCCUUUAUAACUAUCAUGAUUCCCGCAUACACAUCUGCCUGUACUUCAUCGCUCCCAGCGGGCACUCGCUGAAGUCGCUGGAUUUAGUGACCAUGAAGAAGCUUGACAGCAAGGUCAACAUUAUUCCUAUCAUAGCGAAGGCGGACACGGUUUCAAAAAGCGAGCUUCAGAAAUUUAAGAUCAAGAUCAUGAGUGAAUUGGUCAGCAAUGGAGUCCAGAUCUACCAGUUUCCAACAGAUGACGAAGCAGUGGCUGAAAUAAACUCUUCUAUGAAUGCUCAUCUCCCAUUUGCUGUGAUUGGAAGCAGUGAAGAGGUUAAAAUUGGGAACAAAAUGGUGCGAGCAAGACAGUACCCAUGGGGAGUGGUACAAGUGGAGAACGAGAGUCACUGUGACUUUGUGAAGCUGCGAGAGAUGCUGAUUCGAGUCAACAUGCUGGACCUGCGAGAACAGACCCACGCCAGACACUACGAGCUUUACCGCCGCUGCAAACUCGAGGAGAUGGGCUUUAAAGACACCGAUGCGGACAGUGAACCCUUCAGUCUGCAGGAGACGUAUGUGGCCAAGAGGAGAGAGUUUAUUGGUGAGCUUCAGAUGAAGGAGGAGCAGAUGAGGCAGAUGUUCGUCAAUAAAGUGAAGGAGACUGAAGCGGAGCUAAAGGAGAAGGAGAGAGAGCUGCACGAGAGGUUUGAGAUGCUGAAACGCACACAUCAGGAGGAGAAGCGCAGCCUGGAGGAGAUGCGCAGAGAUUUCGAGGAGGAGAUGAACACAUUCAACAGGAGGAAAGUGGCUGCAGAAACCCUUCAGUCGCUGCAGGGCUCCACAGGCCUCAAAAAAGACAAAGAGAAGAAGACAUGAGAGACGACCAUCAGCAUCAGCAUUUCUACCAGUAUUUUAAGCAGCUCCUCUUUCUUUCAGGUGAUGAUUUUAUGAUCAAUAAUUAAUAUAAUCUCCUAAAAUUGUUGUUCCAAACUUGAAUGAUUUUUUGUUGCUGUUCUGUUUGUGAAACAUAAAAUAUAAAAAAGAAAAAGGAAAUAUGAAUAAAAUAAAGGCUGUGUUUUUGUCCAUACACUAGAUGCAAACACUCACAAAAUCUUAACUUUGGAACAACAUGAUUGUGAGUUUUUAGGCAAGCUUUCUACCAUUGCUCUGUUUAACUUUGUAUUAAUUAGUCAACAUGUUGUCUUAAUACAUGAAUUAAUGCCUGACUGUGAUAACUGGACUGUCACCAUAAUUUAUAAUUGAUUUUUGUACAUGGAUGUUUUUUUUCCUCUAAACAGUUUUACAGAAGUCUUGUACAAGAUUAAUUGAGGUUUGUGUAGAUUUAUAAUGACCAGAAUAAUGAUAUUUUUAAAGGUUAAGCAUCUCUGCUGUUACAGCUCACCUGAAACUCUAAUAUAUGUGAAUAAAUAAAUCUAAAAAUGUAUUAAUUCAAUAGUAAAAUAUUAAAUAAAAAUACAUUUUCA
Messenger RNA from Danio rerio (zebrafish), 2012 nucleotides. The record is from RefSeq and is a predicted model, not a curated record. Lineage: Eukaryota; Metazoa; Chordata; Actinopteri; Cypriniformes; Danionidae.